Messenger RNA from Rhizopus microsporus ATCC 52813, 1257 nucleotides. Its product is annotated as adenosine deaminase/editase. Gene Ontology annotation, molecular function: double-stranded RNA binding; double-stranded RNA adenosine deaminase activity; tRNA-specific adenosine deaminase activity. Bases 1 to 1257 code for a protein of 418 amino acids. The transcript has 8 exons. The record is from RefSeq and is a predicted model, not a curated record. NCBI's taxonomy places the organism in Eukaryota, Fungi, Mucoromycota, Mucoromycetes, Mucorales, Rhizopodaceae. Gene Ontology annotation, biological process: adenosine to inosine editing; RNA processing. Gene Ontology annotation, cellular component: nucleolus; cytoplasm.
AUGUCUUGGAAACAUGACCCUGAUGCCAUUGUGAAUGCGACUUUGAAAAAAUAUAAAGAAUUACCAAAACAAGGGAAACCUAUCUUUCAUGAAACAAAGGCAGAAUGGACAGUAUUAGCUUCUAUUGUCAUGGUGCAUGAGUCCUCUCAAUCGAUCGAGGUCAUUUCAUUAGGCACUGGAUUGAAAUGCUUGCCAUUUAGUAAACUCAGUAAAGCGGGUGAUACACUGCAUGAUAGUCAUGCAGAAGUGAUGGCUCGGCGAGGUUUUAUCAAAUUUCUACUAGAGUACGCCAAGAGCUUUGAUCCUAGCCAUCAAGAUUCCCCUUUUCAUAAAAAGAACGGGAAAUUGGCUUUGAGGCCAGAAUAUUCAUUUCAUAUGUACAUCAGUCAAUCACCUUGUGGUGAUGCUUCCAUGACAGCCCUGGCCGCACAGCAAACAUCCGAAUCAUUUGAACAAUUUCAAUCUGGCUCAAAUAAAAGGAAACGGAUGGUAGAGUAUUUAACAGAAAAUAUGUAUAUCAAUAAGAAGCAAAAGGUAUCUGCCCAACAAUUUAGAAGAGGUCGAUUUGAAUAUGACCAAUUAGGUGUUUUAAGAACAAAGCCAGGACGUGUGGAUUCUGAGCCUACACUUUGCAUGUCAUGCAGUGACAAAUUGGCACGUUGGAAUGUAUUGGGUAUUCAAUCUGCCUUGUUAACUUUCUUGUUUCACCCUAUCUAUCUUUCAUCUGUCACUAUUGGUGACAUGUACGACCAUGAAGCUAUCAAACGAGCCCUUUGCCAACGUUUGAGCUCACUUGAAGGUUUACCAUCAUCUUACAGGCUAAAUUGUCCAAUGAUUGACAAGACAGAUAUACCUUUUGAAGCAUCCAAAUCAGUUUUAGAGAAAAGAUAUGCAUCUACUAUUCCUUCUUCAACAUGUAAUACAAGGAAAAAAGUGUCAAAAUAUCAUGACUCAAUUUUUUUUUUGGUAGCUAUCUUAUGGGUUAAAGGUAUGGCUAAAUCCGAAGUAUUUGUUAAUGGACAAAAGCAAGGUGCUCCCAAAGGAAAGCCGACGACUGCGAAGACAAGACCAUCUAUUUGUAAAUUGAAUAUGUUUCAUGAAUUCUUGGCUAUUUAUCAAAAAGAGGAGAAAGAGAACCAAAGCUAUUCAGAAUGGAAACAAGGUGCUAUAGAAUACCAAAAGGCAAAGACAUGCUUACUAGAUCAAGUAUUCCAAUCUUGGGUUCAGACACCAUUAGAGUAUGAACAAUUCAAAUGA